Molecule: messenger RNA, 1953 nt
Organism: Ictidomys tridecemlineatus (thirteen-lined ground squirrel)
Lineage: Eukaryota; Metazoa; Chordata; Mammalia; Rodentia; Sciuridae
Source: RefSeq, a predicted model, not a curated record
AUGGUAAAAUCAAAUGAAGAGUGGCUUCAGAACCUGAUCAUAUUGAAAACAAAUUCCCUGGACAACUAUGAAGAGGAGUUGGCAUUCAUUAUGCAGGAACUGCCAAAGCCUGCAGCUCUGUGGGGCUUCCUUCUCCUUGAAUCCCUUUUGUUUCAGCAGGUCCACCAAAAUGGCCCAAUGCAUUUCCUCCCAACCCAACUUUUGAUGAGAACUUACAUGUACAUAUCUCAGUUGCCCUCUGCCAACGACUGUUUAUUUGGGAGAAAAACAAUAACAACUUUAGUACUCCGGAAAAAGUAUCUGAGCACCACGGAAAACUCUUUCUAUUUAACAACAUUUAAUAUUCUUGAAGAAAAAAAAAUACAGGUUCAGUGUGGUGAUUUUCCUCACCUGUUAGUGUAUGGACCAUCAGGUGCUGGAAAAAAGACAAGAAUUAUGUGUAUUCUACGUGAACUUUAUGGUGUUGGAGUGGAAAAAUUGAGAAUUGAACAUCAAACUAUCACAACUCCAUCUAAAAAGAAAAUUGAAAUCAGCACCAUUGCAAGUAAUUAUCACCUUGAAGUUAAUCCCAGUGAUGCUGGAAAUAGUGACCGGGUAGUAAUUCAGGAGAUGUUGAAAACAGUGGCACAGUCACAGCAACUUGAAACAAACUCUCAAAGAGAUUUUAAAGUGGUAUUAUUGACAGAAGUUGACAAACUCACCAGAGAUGCUCAACAUGCUUUGCGCAGAACCAUGGAAAAGUACAUGUCCACCUGCAGAUUGAUCUUGUGCUGCAAUUCAACAUCCAAAGUGAUACCACCUAUUCGUAGUAGAUGCCUGGCAAUUCGUGUGCCUGCUCCCAGCAUUGAAGAUAUUUGCCAUGUGUUAACUACUGUGUGCAAGAAGGAAGGUCUGAAUCUUCCUUCACAACUGGCUCAGAGACUUGCAGAGAAGUCCUGUAGAAAUCUCAGAAAAGCCCUACUUAUGUGUGAAGCCUGCAGAGUACAACAAUAUCCUUUUACUGCAGAUCAAGAAAUCCCUGAGACAGAUUGGGAGGUGUACCUGAGGGAGACAGCAAAUGCUAUUGUCAGUCAGCAGACGCCUCAAAGGCUUCUCGAAGUUCGUGGAAGGCUUUAUGAGCUUUUAACUCAUUGUAUUCCUCCUGAGAUAAUAAUGAAGGGCCUUCUCUCAGAACUUUUGCAUAAUUGCGAUGGACAACUGAAAGCAGAAGUGGCCCAGAUGGCAGCUUAUUAUGAACAUCGUCUACAACUGGGUAGCAAAGCCAUUUAUCACUUGGAAGCAUUUGUGGCCAAAUUUAUGGCACUUUAUAAGAAGUUCAUGGAGGAUGGAUUGGAAGGCAUGAUGUUCUGACUUCAGUUAGUAAUUCUUCCAUGUAUUUCUCAGUAUCAGCAUUUACUCGUAAUUUAUAUUAGAAGAAUGUUGUGUAAAAUAAACAGACUUAAUCAUAUAUAUUUUGUGUUUUUUUGUAAUUCCUCUUUGAAUUUACUAAUCAUUAUCAUUUUCCUCUACAUUAAAUAAUCGCUUCUAUACUCUUGAAAUAUAUUGAAAGGAUACAAUUAGAAACUUUUGAGUCUAGGAAAAUUAUUUUAAUUUACUUUAAACAUUAGUUUUUCAAGUAUGCAAUAUCAAUCAUUCCAUUCUCUUUCAUCUAAUCUCUUAGGUGAUAUAGGAGACUUAUACAAUAAGGGAGCAAAGAUAAUUUUCUCUUUUUUAGACUGCUGUUUUUGACUACAGGGUACAUGGUACUUUGCUUGGUAAAUCAUUACUUUUAAUCACAUUAUCCCUUAACAAAGAACUGUACUUUUGUAGAGAAUAUAAAAAUUCACAUACAGCAUAUGUACACCCUUUGUGUUGCCAUGUGGUGCCUUGCAUUGCCUUGGAAGGCCAUCAUCAGAUGUGACCCGUUGGCCCUGUAUUUCUGUAAUCAUGAGAUAAAAUACACUACUAUAUGAA